AUGAAGCAAAGGUUUUCGUCGAUAGACGUCAAGCUCAUAUGCGAGGAGCUGAGACCAGCUCUUACGGGACUGCGCAUCUCUAACAUAUACGACCUUUCCUCGCGAAUAUUCCUCUUCAAACUAGCCAAACCGGACAACCGAAAACAACUCAUCAUCGACUCGGGCUUUCGAUGCCACCUCACCGAAUACUCGCGCACCACGGCAAGCGCGCCGUCGGGCUUUGUGAGCCGAUUGCGCAAAUACAUCAAGACGCGGAGAGUGACUGCGGUGAGGCAGCUGGGCACAGAUCGGAUCAUCGACAUUGCCCUCAGUGACGGGCUUUUCCAUAUCUUUUUGGAGUUUUUCGCGGGCGGGAAUAUUAUUCUUACGGAUGCCGAGUACAAGAUUAUCGCUCUGUUUCGCCAGGUGCCUGCCUCUGGUGACCAGGAGGAGGUCAAGGUUGGGUCGCAAUAUGCCGUUGAUAAAGCGCAGUACUAUGACGGGGUUCCCAGCUUAUCGCUAGAGAGAUUGAGGGAGACAUUGCAAAGCGUUGCGGAGGCGGCCAAGAAGUCGGAAAACGCACCGAAAAAGUCGAAGAAAAAGGUGGAUGUUUUUAGGAAAGCUAUAUCUCAUGGAUUUCCGGAAUUUCCUCCCAUGCUUUUGGAAGAUGCGUUUGCUGCAACAGGCUUUGACUCCAGCGUGCCCUUGGACCGAGUUUUGGAAGACCAACAGCUAUUUCAAAACGCCAUGGACGUUCUGGAAGAAGCGGAAAGAGUCAUUAAGCAUAUUUCCACAAGAGAUAACAAGGCCGGCUACAUCGUUGCAGUGGAGGAUGCCAAAAAGAAACCCUCUGAUCAAUCCGAAGAAUCAGCUUCCGCAAAGAACCUAUUGUAUGAGGAUUUCCAUCCAUUCAGGCCCCGACAAUUCGAAGGAAAGCCUGGGUACAAGAUACUCGAAUAUGACAGCUUCAACAAGACCGUGGACGAAUAUUUUUCCUCCAUCGAGUCACAGAAACUGGAAUCUCGACUGACAGAGCACGAAGCAGCCGCAAAACGAAAGCUCGACGCAGCCAGAGCCGACCAUCAAAAGCGAACGGGGGCGCUAAAGCAAGCACAGGAGUUGCAUAUUCGCAAAGCACAAGCCAUCCAGGCGAACGUGUAUCGUGUUCAAGAGGCCAUGGACGCGGUCAACGGGCUUAUCGCUCAAGGAAUGGAUUGGAUAGAAAUCGCUAGGUUGAUUGAAAUGGAGCAGGGAAGAAACAACCCCGUGGCGCAAAUUAUCAAGCUACCACUGAAAUUACACGAAAACGUCGUCACGCUGAUACUGAGCGAGGGCAGUGAAGAUGCUGAUGAGGAAGACGAAGAUUCGGAUUUCAACUCGGAAGACGAAGAAAGCGAUCCUGAAAGCGCUCCGAAGCAACGGACUGUAGAGACUCUGACCAUCGACAUUGACCUGGCUCUAUCUCCGUGGUCCAACGCGACACAAUACUACGACCAAAAGAAAGUUGCUGCAGUGAAGGAGCAAAGGACCCUUCAAUCAUCCGAAAAGGCGCUCAAAAGUCAAGAAAAGAAGGUCACCCAGGACCUCAAGCGCAACCUCAAACAGGAGAAACAAGUUCUUCGACCGUCGAGAAAAGCAUUUUGGUUUGAGAAAUUCCUCUUCUUCAUCUCCACAGAUGGAUAUCUUGUGCUCGGCGGCCGGGAUGCACAUCAGGUGGAAUUAUUGUAUAGGCGAUACCUCAAAAAGGGUGACAUUUUCGUCAACGCUGAUCUGGAAGGUGCCAUUCCGAUGAUCAUCAAGAACAAGGCGGAGACGCCCGACGCGCCCAUUCCACCGGGUACCCUAGCGCAAGCCGGAAGUUUUUGUGUUGCUACGUCCAAGGCCUGGGAUUCAAAAGCCCUAAUGCCAUCAUGGUGGGCCCAUGCAAACCAGGUAUCCAAAACGAACGAAAGGGGAGAAAUUAUAGCGUCUGGAGGGUUUCAUAUCAAAGGCGAGAAAAACUUUUUGGCUCCAGCACAGCCUAUAUUGGGCUUUGCCGUACUAUUCCAGAUUAGCAAAGAAAGUAUUUCAAAUCACCGCAAGCAUCGGCUCGACGGGCCCUCGAGUGUGGAGGAGACGGGUGCAGUUAUUUCUGACACACAGGAGGUAGAAACAGGGGGCCGGAGUGACGCAUCCGAAGACGUCGCAGAAAUGGAGGAUGAGGAGGAUGAGGCGGUUCAUGAAGCUGUUGGAGCUGCUACAGAGUCAAAAGCCAACCCAGACAAAGAAGACCCGACCUCUGAUGUUGAAAACGGCGAAGAAGAAGAAGAAGAAACACCGAGAGCAAACCCACUUCAGACAGCAACCAACAAAGGGGCCUCUAGAGACGAGGAGGACACCGAUGACGAUGACGACGACGACGACGACGAAGAUAAAGUCACCGAAACAACAACAGACACACCAACCGAAAUCCCUGGCAAGCAAAACAAACCCAAUACCGCCAGAUCCAACACCCCCACACCAUCACAAAUCUCCUCAACCAAACAGACUGCUACCAAUACAACGCGCGGCAAAAAGGGCAAAGCCAAAAAGGCCGCUCAAAAGUACGCGCAUCAAGACGAAGAAGACCGUGAACUAGCACUACGACUCCUCGGCUCCAAUGCUAACGCCAACAAAGCCGCCGAAGCCGCAGCUGCAAAGGCUAAACAGGAAGCCGACCUCGAAGCUCAGCGUAGACGUCGCCGCGCACAACACGAGCGCGCUGCACAGGCUGAACGGAAACGACAAGAACAGCUCCAGCAAAACGGUGAAGAAGGAGGAGGAGGAGGAGGAGGUGUCGACGAUGAGGAGGAGACCGCCAAGUACGAAGCAGAAGAUAUGUCGUGGCUGCCAGCGCUCGUGGGCACGCCGUUGCCUGAAGAUGAAGUGCUUGCUGCCCUGCCCGUUGCGGCACCGUGGCCUGCGCUCGCCCGAUUCAAAUACCGGGCCAAGCUUCAACCUGGGAAUGUCAAGAAGGGUAAAGCCAUCAAGGAGAUCCUGGGCCACUGGAUCAUAGAGGCCGGCGGGUCACCGGAUGGCGGGAAGACUGCCAAGAAAGUCAUUGCAGAUGAUGUUGCAGAGGGGAUGGAGCGAGCUACAGCUGAGCGAAUGCGUGCUCACGAGGCAGGCCUACUCAAGGGCUGGCGUGAUGUUGAAGUCAUGAACACCCUGCCCGUCGGCAAAGUACGUAUUGUGUCCGGCGGUAGUGCUACAGCCGGUGGCGGCGGUGGAGGAGGUAAAGGAGGAGGGAACAAAGGUGGAGGCGGUGCCAAAGGUGAUAAGGGAGGCAAAGGCAAGGGAGGAGGUCCACAGAAAGGCGGAAAAGGGGGUAAAAAGAAGUGA
Molecule: messenger RNA, 3339 nt
Organism: Talaromyces rugulosus
Lineage: Eukaryota; Fungi; Ascomycota; Eurotiomycetes; Eurotiales; Trichocomaceae
Exons: 2
Coding region: 1-3339 (1112 amino acids)
Biological process (GO): ribosome-associated ubiquitin-dependent protein catabolic process; rescue of stalled cytosolic ribosome
Cellular component (GO): RQC complex
Molecular function (GO): ribosomal large subunit binding; tRNA binding
Source: RefSeq, a predicted model, not a curated record